This is a messenger RNA of Xiphias gladius (swordfish), 2230 nucleotides long. It is a transcript of the gene bhlhe41, whose product is annotated as basic helix-loop-helix family, member e41. The coding region runs from base 127 to 1407 and encodes 426 amino acids. NCBI's taxonomy places the organism in Eukaryota, Metazoa, Chordata, Actinopteri, Istiophoriformes, Xiphiidae. Gene Ontology annotation, molecular function: protein dimerization activity; DNA-binding transcription factor activity, RNA polymerase II-specific; RNA polymerase II cis-regulatory region sequence-specific DNA binding. Gene Ontology annotation, cellular component: nucleus. The record is from RefSeq and is a predicted model, not a curated record. The transcript has 5 exons. Gene Ontology annotation, biological process: circadian regulation of gene expression; anterior/posterior pattern specification; regulation of transcription by RNA polymerase II.
AGCGCAGCUCCACCGGAGGACACGCACUGUGCAUCACUUCCCCUCAGCCGCCCGCGCGUGGACCGUAGAGUCACAAACAUUCCCCAGAGAAGCCCCCGGAGCCGGAGAAGCAGCAGCGGAGAAGCGAUGGACGAAAGAAUACCGCAUCUACAGGACAGGCAGUUCAUGGAGCACGCAGAUUUCCUGGGGGUGGACUACCCCUCUCUCUACAUGUGCAAAUCCAAAAGAGGAAUAAAACGAGAGGAUGGUGGGAAGGACGCAUACAAGUUACCGCACCGGUUGAUAGAGAAGAAGCGGAGGGACCGAAUCAACGAAUGUAUCGGGCAGCUGAAGGAUUUGUUACCCGAACAUCUGAAGCUGUCGACGCUGGGGCAUUUGGAGAAAGCGGUUGUCUUGGAGUUGACGCUGAAACAUUUAAACGCGCUGACUGCUGUCACCGAGCAGCAGCACCAGAAGAUUAUCGCUUUGCAGAACGGGGACCGGUCGAUGAAAUCCUCCCUUCACGCCGAUCUGGACGCCUUCCACUCCGGGUUCCAGGCUUGUGCCAAAGAGGUCCUGCAGUACCUGAGUCAGUUUGAGAACUGGACGACGCGAGAGCAGAGGUGCGCGCAGCUCAUCAAUCACCUUCACAAGGUGCUGGCGCAGUUCCAGCACCAGCUACCCGCCGGGGACGCGCCGGAGGGGCAGAAAGCCGACGGCCAAGCCAACUGUGUCCCGGUCAUCCAGAGGACCCAGGGCGGGGAGCUUAACGAGAAUGACACGGACACGGACAGUGGAUACGGGGGCGAGGCAGACAAGAGCGACGGCAAAGAGAAAGAAUGCGAGCGCAACAAGGCGCAGGGAGCCAAGGCAGUGAAGAUCAAACAAGAGUUUGGAGACGAGCGCGCUGCCAAAAAACCAAAGAUGAACUGGCCUGGGAGCGUCUUGGGGGGCGCGGACCCCACCAGGCCCGACCUGGCAUUAAUGAACUCUCUGAUGGGAAUAAGCAGUGUGGGACAGCAGACGCCAAUUUGCAUGCCUUUCUACUUCAUCAACCCCUCGGCCGCGGCGUCCUAUAUGCCUCUGUUCGACAAAAGCAACAUUGAAAAGUACGUGUACCCGGCGGCGGCGGCGGCCGCUCUUGCGUCCCCCUUCCCCUGGCUCUACCCCGCACACGCGUCAGCGGCGGCCGCCGCCGCCGCGGCCGCGGCCGCUUUCCCCGGCCUGUCUGCGCACUUUGGGGCCUCCCCUCAGGCCAAGGACUCCCACUCUCCAGACAGCGACGGGUCACCCGAGGCCGAGGCGGGCUCACCCGAGGAGCGCGAGGAAAGUCUCGCGAGUGACGACGGGGAGGGUGACGCCGCCGACACGUCCCAGGAGAGCAAGGGCACCCCGCACGAUCAGUUUCCCGCUUGUCAAACGAGCUAAUUUGUCCGAGUCACUUCUCUGUGCAUUCUGCUGAGAAAAUUGAUGUAUUUUCAUUUUUUUAAAAAUUAGGCUGGUUUUAAAACGAGGUUCCACAGGAGAGUCUCUCGUGUACAAGAUCUUUGCGAAACAGGGGACAGUUGUGACGGCGCGUGCCUUUUGCACUUAUGCUAGAUUAAUCAAUCUGAAUGAUUAUCGACAAUGAUUGACACCAGUACACGACCGUGUUGUGCUGGAGUUAGUUUUUUUAUCCUCUUUGAUAAAGUAUUUUGAAAAUGGCAGCAUUGGUGCCAAAACUUUGAGUACUACAACAGUGCGAAAUAUCCCAAUCAGCGAGUCUCUUUUGGAUGUAUGAAGUUGCAACUGACCUCUGCCAAGGUUAUUAAGAGCUUGGCUGAUUCUGACCAUAAAUAUUAUUACCUGGAAGACAGUCUGGUUCAUUAACAUGUAAAUGAGCACUAAAUGGGCCUAUAAAAGAAGUGCGCCUGGAAGUGUGACACCUACAGUACCUCAUCCCCAACUUUGCACGGGGUAGGCCUAUUGGGAGGCACAUCACGGUCCCUCCUGAGAAGAGAUGAUUGCCCCCCCCCCCAACACACACACACACACACACACACACACACACAACACACAACACACACAAACACACACACACUCGCACCAUCUUCAUCAUUAACAACAAAUUCAUGACUCAGCUACCUUAACAAUCGCACAUUGAUAAUAAUGACAUAAACGGAGAGGUAUGAUCCCUCAUCUCAUAUUUACAAAUCUGAAUCUGCUCUGGUUUCCUUUACUUGUUUGUUAGUGUCAGGAAGGAAAAAAAAAA